This is a messenger RNA of Alligator sinensis (Chinese alligator), 7362 nucleotides long. It is a transcript of the gene KIF3C, whose product is annotated as kinesin family member 3C. The transcript has 8 exons. Gene Ontology annotation, molecular function: microtubule binding; ATP binding; microtubule motor activity. Gene Ontology annotation, biological process: microtubule-based movement. Bases 1 to 2253 code for a protein of 750 amino acids. NCBI's taxonomy places the organism in Eukaryota, Metazoa, Chordata, Crocodylia, Alligatoridae. The record is from RefSeq and is a predicted model, not a curated record.
AUGCUGGCCCCCAAGCCCAAGCUCAGCGAGGCGCUGAAGGUGGUGGCCCGGUGCCGCCCGAUGAGCCGCAAGGAGGAAGCCGCCGGGUACGAGCGGAUCCUGGAGAUGGACGUGCGGCUGGGCCAGGGGAGGCUGGGCAACCCCCGGGCCUCGCUGGGGGAGCUGCCCAAGACCUUCACCUUCGACGCGGUGUAUGACGCCAGCUCCAAGCAGGCGGACCUGUACGACGAGACCGUGCGGCCCCUCAUUGACUCGGUGCUGCAGGGCUUCAACGGGACCCUCUUCGCCUACGGCCAGACGGGCACCGGCAAGACCUACACCAUGCAAGGCGCGUGGGCCAACCCCGAGAAGCGCGGGGUCAUCCCCAACUCCUUCGAGCACAUCUUCACCCACAUCUCGCGGUCCCAGAACCAGCAGUACUUGGUGAGGGCCUCCUACCUGGAGAUCUACCAGGAGGAGAUCCGGGACCUGCUGGCCAAGGACCAGAGCAAGAAGCUGGAGCUGAAGGAGAACCCGGAGACGGGCGUCUACAUCAAGGACCUCUCGUCCUUCGUGACCAAGAACGUCAAGGAGAUCGAGCACGUCAUGAACCUGGGCAACCAGGCCCGGGCGGUGGGCACCACCAACUUGAACGAGCACAGCUCCCGCUCCCACGCCAUCUUCAUGAUCACGGUCGAGUGCAGCGAGACCGGGCUGGACGGCGAGGACCACAUCCGCGUGGGCAAGCUCAACCUGGUGGACCUGGCGGGCAGCGAGCGCCAGAGCAAGACCGGGGCGCCGGGAGAGCGGCCGAAGGAAGCCUCGAAGAUCAACCUCUCCCUCUCGGCGCUGGGCAACGUCAUCUCCGCCUUGGUGGACGGCAAGAGCACGCACAUCCCCUACCGGGACUCCAAGCUGACCCGGCUCCUGCAGGACUCCCUGGGGGGCAACGCCAAGACCAUCAUGGUGGCCACCCUCGGGCCGGCCUCGCACAGCUACGACGAGAGCCUGUCCACCCUCCGCUUCGCCAACCGGGCCAAGAACAUCAAGAACAAGCCGCGGGUGAACGAGGACCCCAAGGACACGCUGCUGCGGGAGUUUCAGGAGGAGAUCGUGCGGCUCAAGGCCCAGCUGGAGAAGCGCGGCAUGCUGAGCAAGCGGCGGAGGAGGAGCAGCCGGCGGAAGAAGGCGCUGGACGGGGAGGGCGCCCCGGAGCACGAGGCCGAGGAGGACCACGAGGACGGGCUGGAGAAGAACAUGGAGAACUACUUGCGGGAGCAGAAGGAGCGGCUGGAGGAGGAGAAGGCGGCCAUCCAGGACGACCACAGCCUGGUGAGCGAGGACAAGCAGAAGCUCCUGGAGGAGAAGGAGAAGAUGAUCGAGGACCUGCGGAAGGAGCAGGAGGCCACCGAGCUGCUGGCCGCCAAGUACAAGGCGAUGGAGAGCAAGCUGCUCAUCGGAGGGAGGAACAUCAUGGACCACACCAACGAGCAGCAGAAGAUGCUGGAGCUGAAGAGGCAGGAGAUAGCAGAGCAGAAGCGUCGGGAGCGGGAGAUGCAGCAGGAGAUGCUGCUGCGGGACGAGGAGACCAUGGAGCUGCGGGAGACCUACACGUCCCUGCAGCAGGAAGUGGAGAUCAAAACCAAAAAGCUGAAGAAGCUGUACGCCAAGCUGCAGGCCGUGAAGGCGGAGAUCCAGGACCAGCACGAUGAGUACAUCCGAGUGCGGCAGGACCUGGAGGAGGCCCAAAACGAGCAGACCCGGGAACUGAAGCUCAAAUACUUGAUCAUCGAGAACUUCAUCCCCCCGGAGGAGAAGAACAAGAUCAUGAACCGCCUGUACUUUGACUGCGAGGAGGACCAGUGGAAGUUCCAGCCGCUCGUGUCUGCCGGCGGCAGCAGCAGCCAGAUGAAGAAGAGGCCAACCUCUGCCGUGGGCUACAAGAGACCCAUCAGCCAGUAUGCACGGGUGGCCAUGGCGAUGGGAUCCCACCCUAGGUACCGGGCUGAGAACAUCAUGUUUCUGGAGCUGGACCUGUCUCCGCCGGCCGUGUUUGAGUUUGAGCGGACCAGGGACCCCGGCGAGCAGGACCCACGGGCUCUGCACCUCGAGAGGCUGAUGCGCCUGGACAGCCUCCUGGAGCGGCCAGUGGCCUCCCGCGUCAGGAAGUCCAGGUCCUGGUGCCAGACGCCCCGGUCGCUGCCGUCUUCAACAACGCACGUUUCCCUGGCCUCCAGCUCCCAGCGCCCCCCCACGACGCCGGCUCACGAGUGACAUCCUGCAGCCCCCGCUCCCCUCCCUCCUUCACAGAGCAAGGACUCUGCCACCCCGCACUGGCUGCUGCUGGGAGCACUGGGCCCGGCGAGGGCCCCCCCGCAGCUGGCAGCCUCGUCCCCGCAUCCGGUCCCAUCUCGUCUCUGUCUUCAGCUACUUCGUGUGCGUGCGUGUUUGUGUGAGACGCUUGGAGCCGGGUCCCCCCCCCCUUCUAGACCGGUCACUUUAUUUAUUUAAUGUAUUUAUUUAUGGAGUGGUUUUGCGACGCAGAGUCAGGAGGCACGUUCAUCCUGACGAACAUCCCAGGCUGGUCGUGGGCACCAUGCAGAUCACCCCCGGGGCUGCUGGCAUCCAGCCCCCGCUGAUGUUGAGCAAGCAGCUGUGAGGUGCUGGUGCUUUUCCUAGGGAGGCGAAGCUGCAUUUCCUUGGUACCACUGAUGGGCUGCCCAUCCUUAACAUACAGUUAUCCUCCUCCAAGGAGGGAAGGCAGGAGAGAAGCAAGCCCCCGACACUGAUGGCCUUGCUGCAAGAGGAGACUGCCCAGAGCUCUCCGUGUGCUUGGUGCUGGGGGGUGCUCUUUGCUUUGCCGGACCCUGUGGAGUUCACCACCAGGCUUGUGCAAAGGGAGGUGACGGCUGUUGCACCAGUGGUUUCAGAUUUCCUGGCAGUCGGACCUUGCACGGGCUUGCCACAGACAAAGAGGAGCCUUCCGGGCUGUAUUGACAGCGGUGCAGCAGCGUCACCGUGAAUCUCAGCACCGUGACAUGCAUGGCGGUCGCAGAGGACAUUGAACUGAGAGGGUGAGAUGAGACUUUCCCAUGAUGUAGGGAUGUUGUGAUGGCUAGAACAGCUCGGUUGGCCCAUCUAACACUCACCGUGGUUUGCGGUCCCUGGUCUGGUGGGCAUAGCACCCCUUGCACCCAGGGAGACCGCCGUCCUUUUCUCCCCAGAGAAGCACACCGAGUCCGGGGAGUUACAUUAUCUUAUCGGAGCAGGAACUCACAGAAAUGAAAAUGCCCAUGGGUCCUGGCAGCUACAGGGAAAGUCAGUGAAGGGCCAGCGUCCUGAGGCAGGAGGAGCACGCCGACCUGGACAGGUGAUAUGACAUGUGGCCCACUGCUCGCCCGUGGGCCAGUGCGGGGGCUCUGGGGGGGCAGGGGCAAGCCGUGAGUCAAACGUGACCAGCACUGAGCAGCUGAGGAAGGCGGUCCUUCCCGGAGAUAGGGUCGGUGGGUGGGUGUCCCAAGCAGAGGCAGAGGGUGAUGGGUUUGGGAUGCCUAGCAGAUGUGUAGCUGGAGAGAGGACAGGCAGAGAGCAAAGUGGUUUGCCAGGCCCCAGGGACUAAGACAAUGCUGGAUGUGACCACUCGUCGCCUAUGCCAGGCUCCCUGGGAGGAUCUGUUCCUAGUUGCAUGGCUGUUGAAACCCAGGGCAUACUCCGCUUUCACCACAGCAUGUUCCCUCUGCUUCUUGGGUACUCGCUCCUCUUUCCCCUGUCACCUCAGAAAGUCUUGGCUCCUCUGCCCUCCAAGCCCGGCGAGAAGCUCUUGGUCCUUCCUCCCUCCCAGUGCCGCUUUUGGCCUGGUACGGCAUCAGGCAGGCCUGUCCUUCCCAUCCGGGGGGCAGAGACUGGAGUUCAGUCUGGACGAUCCACCCGGCCUGAGAGCCGGCUGAGGUGCAGCAGGGUCUACUGGGGUGAUGAAGCAUCUCAUUAGAUUAGGGAGGAUCCUUUCCUUUCCAUUUGUCCAUUCCUUGCGCACAUUUGCCUUGAAGGCCUGGACACACACUUGUUCUUCUCCAUACGGGAGACGGUGCACGUGGAGGGGACGGAGACUUUCUCCCAGGGCCCAUGACAAGUUCUGUUUGCCUAAAAGCAUCAUCCCAGGAUGUGAAACUGUAUCGUGGAUGAACAACGUCCUCUCUGGAGCCACGAGACCCAUUGUACCAAAGACCCUCGUUCCUUCCCUCCUCUCUCCUCCACAGCUGCCGCAGAGGAGAAGAGGUAAAAUGAGCUAGGCCUGGAAAAGGGAAGGAGCUGCCUGCUCAUGUAAUGAAGGCAGCUGCCUCUUCUUCUACAAGGCUGCUAACUGCCAAGUCCAUUUUCACCCAGGCGAGCAAAUUAGUCCCUCCUUGUGCAGAGCUUGGCUUGAAGAGAUGAAAGAGGAACCCCCUGCUAAGCCAUUUCACCUCCCAGGCACAGCAGGGCUAAGCACAGGCCCUGGAUUAAAUGCGUCUUUGCCUGCUGCAUGCUGAGACCUGCAGUCUCUUCUGGUCACGUCCCCUUAUUAAAGACGAGGACAGCUGCCCGCCGCUCCAGGAUGUGCUGAGGUUCCCGACAGGCCAGCAAGGAGCUUCCAAACUGGAAAAGUUUCCAGUGCAACCCUCCAUUGGGGUCAACGUUUAUUACCAAGGCAUUCCCCUGCUUUUUCCAGCUGCUGACGGUGGAAGGACAGCACAUCUUGUGCAUUGCAUUGCCUUGAUUCAGGUGACUUGGGCAGGUAGCUGCCGUGAGAGGGGCAGGCACUGCCUAGCCGGUUGGACUCCGGCCCUGCUGAUCUGCAGUCUGCACAGGGCUUGUGGAGCCACAGCGAGAAGCACAUCCAGCUGAAAAUAAGCAGCCGAUGACAAGCCGCCUCACGGGAGUCCCUGCGAUGGUGUGGGAAGCAGGGAAGGGGCUGCCACGGGGCAGUGCCGGCCAGAGGCUGGGCCAGCCUGCGCCAGAGCCACAGGACGAAUGCAAGCUCGAUGGACUCCUGCUCUCUCCGUGGUCACAGAUGUCCCUUUGCCAGGGCGAGAGCCACAGCGAAGCAGCGUGAAGAGGAAAGAUGAGCCUGGCCCCCCUCUGACCUAUCUCCACAUUACCAAAAUGAGGACCUGCAGGAGAGGAGACGCAGACUGAAAGGCAGGCGCUCCCGGGGCCCCCUUUCAAAUACUCGGCCAUCUCCCCAUCUCUACAGGAGUGGGUGAGAGACCGAGCCCUGGUCUCAUUAUAUUUUGAGGGAGGAGGAGCUGAUCGGGUUUCGUGGGGCUGGAGUCAUGGAGGCCCCAAAUGGCGAGCCACUGGCAGACCCCCGGAUGGCUGGAUUUUAUGCAGGGCAAAGGAGCUAAAGCUAAAAAGCCGAUUAUUUCCCCUCGGUGCUGCUGUGACCCCAGAGCUUGCUACGCAGCGUGGAGAGGGAGCGGCAGCAUCUGUGCUGGCUUGAACUGGCAGCUCUGCUUCCUUCGCUCGCCCAGGAGCCCAGCUCGUGCCUUGUAGGUCUUCAGAGCAUUACUUUCCUGUCCAGAUGCAAGGGGAGAGCGAGCCGCUGGGAACGCUGGCAGAAAUACUGUAACACAGUGGAAAUAGCCUAUCUCCAGCACCAUCCAGAGGGUGACUUGGGCAUCUAACUAGCCUUCAGGAUUGGGGGUGGGUCAAAAGCAACCGCGUGCCCAUGCGUACCCAUGGCAGGUAGCACAUGCCUAUCCCAGCUCCCUGAGCUACCGCCUUCCCUAUCUUCUGUCUAUUCAUCCUUUUACCGUGGGGGAGCUCGGCCUGGCAGAAACGGGUGCAGAAGUGCCCUUCCCACCUUCCCUCUUCAGGCUCCUGCUACCACGCAGAUAUGUUCAACCUGACUUGCAGAAAGCUGGCUGUGUCCUCGCUGUGCGCCACGCUUCAAGCACAACCGGAGAGAGCUGCGGGGCUUUCGGUAGAGCACAAGAGCUACCUGCAGCGACUGCCUGAGCUGCCCACGCACACGUGCUUGUAGGCAAACGCAGACGCCCUGUUGCUCUGAUCAUCCAGUUACAUGUCUUCAGCGCAGGCUGGUUUUCCUGAUUUUGAAUACCCCUGGUUUUAGACAUGCUGAUGCCCACCGUUUCCUACCCACCUCGAUACUCCUGCUCAUGUCUUUAGCAGGGUGUUUCGGAGGAGGAUGUGCAGACAUAAAGCCUAGUUGACCGGCAAGCCUUCCCUUCAAGAGAUGGCACCCCCCGCCCCGCAGCCCCUUGGGCAGCACCUGAUUGCCCACGGGAGGGUAUUUCCAGAGCCACGGUGAAUUCAGACAGGAUUACAGCCAGGACGGGAUCCGUGCGAGCACUCUCCCAACUGACAUGGCCGGCUUCCUUUGAUGCCCCUCCUGGGUGGCUGCCGGGGUUGGUCAUUGGACGCAGACACUUUGGGGUCACAGCGCAGCACUAGCCCAGCUCCAAAUUUUGGCUUUCAGGGUUUCAGGAAAGCCCUACAGCAAAGUGCCCCCUGUUGCCGGUGUUAAGUCAGGUGUGUGUGUGUUUGUGUGCAUGUGUGCGUGUGUGUAUUUGCGUGUGCAGGGGUGGGCUGAGCUGCUUUCAAUGCCCAAGUGCCGCUUUGACGCGUCUCUCGCGUGUGUACGUCUGAAAAUCUCGUGUGCGCUCUCUGCGUCGACCUGCUGCUGCCGAUAACCUCAUGAUCUUAGCACAAAAACCAAGGAAGGCUGUAAAUAAAUACUGAUUAGUAAAGAGGAGAGCCAAGGAGUUAGCAGCGGUGUCUUCCCUCCGCCUUGGUACGGCAGACUGGGUCCCUUCCACAGCCUCACUGCGUUGCUGCAACAACCUCAGAUGUAUAUUUCCAAUGUUCUUUGUAUGUUGGUUUGUAUGUAUUUACAUAUGAAUGUAUGUAGGUGUGUGCGGGUGGGCACAAGUGUGUCGCCAAGGGAUCCAUUUACCUUCAAUGUGAGUGACUGUACAGGGGGCAAAUUCCAGAGGGGGUUAGUGGGUUGUGGGGUUUUUUGUUUGGUUUUUCUUUUCUUUUUUUCUUUUUUUUUUUUUGGAUUGAUCUGCUGACUGAUUGAUUGACAAGGUGAGGGCCUUGAUUAGGACCAAAUUUUUGUGCCUGUAGCUAUGGUGAUUUAUUGAAAAACAAAACUUUACUGUAUGGUGGCCCAUCCUUGUCACUCUAUACAUAUAAAUAUACAGGACAUAUAUAAAUAUAUAUAUAUUAUACAUACAAUACUGAGAGGUCAUGGUCCUCACCCCCUCCACCCCCCCCGGCUUUGGAUGGACACCUCUUCAAUACUCUGUAAUGUAGCUUUGACUUAGUGCUGGGAAGGAACAGAAAGGGCCAGCACCCUUCAGUGAACCAACAGUGACAACAAUA